AAGGUCUGAUUUAAGAGUUUAAAAGCCAAGCUCACGUCGUAGUAGGAUUUGUAAAUUCGCUUCGCUGGACUUUUCAACACGGGAUUUCCUGCAAACUGGAUCUGCCCGCUACGUGAGGAGAGGGAAAAGUUGAGAGAUAGUGAAAAAUGUCGGAGCAAGAGACGAUAAAGAAAUCGGUUGGGCAGUCUUUAUCAAAGGAUGAAGAUUUUACCAACGGAGGGAAUUCUGUUUCCAGCAAUGCUCCAGAUGAGGUGACAGAGAAGUUUCAACUGGCCACAGUCUAUGUGUCAGAUGCCCAAUAUAACAGGAACAUCUUUUUUGAUACAUCCCCUCAGGCUGUGAGACUUUAUCUGCUCUACAAUCACUGGAUCAUGCAGACGUUGGUAUAUGUAUUCAUCAUAACAAAUCUUGCUCUGGCUCUGUUUGAAGAUCCUGCUGUUUGGCCAGUUCCAAUAUGGGUAACUGCAACAAUUGAGAUCAUAUGUCUCUCCGCUUUCACUUUCCGGCUGGUACACUACGCCAAAGUCAUUCCGAAAGAUAAAUUCUGGAAGGAUCCCAAAAAUAUCUGCAUCAUAAUCAUUGUAACGCUCUCCUUUAUAGAUUUGACUAUUUAUGGGGCUCUGAAAGCAGCAGGCUACUUUGGCAUCCGAUGGUCAAGGGUCUUAAGACCACUUCUGUUAGUCAAUGUUACAGAAGGACGACAACUCCGGAGAGCUUUUAGGAGUAUUCGGAACGCACUACCUCAGAUCUCCUAUGUGUUUUUCUUAUUCAUGUUCAGUGUAUUGGUGUUUUCUCUCAUGGCUCUAAAGUUAUUUGGAAAAAGGGGCCUUCUCACCAUUGAUGGCUCUCCGUAUUUCACAGACUAUUUUGAUAUAGUUUUUGAUCUGUAUGUUUUAGUCACCACUGCGAAUAGCCCAGAUGUCAUGAUGCCGGCAUACAACUACAGUGUUUUCUUUACGAUUUUCUUCAUUCUGUAUAUUGUUAUCAACACCUACACCUUCAUGUCAUUCUUUCUGGCUGUAGUUUACAAUAACUACAAGAAAUACCUCAAGGAAGAGGUGCGGCAGCUGGUGAAGGCUAGAAGAUUUAAGAUGUGUCGGGCGUUUUCUGUGCUGCAGGAGCCCUGUGGUGAAGGUGGGGAAUCGGUGGUAACGCAGGCCAAAUGGAACCACCUGGUCAAGCUUGUCAAGCCAAAGAUUAGUACUGGCCACCGGGAGCUACUGUGGAGUGUUUUAGAUGAUCAGAAGAAAGGACACAUAGGAAAGUUAGCUUUUGUCCAGUUGGCUGAUCUGUUGAGUAUCGAGGUGAUCACAGUCAGGUCGCAAACUCAUCCAUUGCAGAUCUGCUUUCCGUCACUGUAUAAUUCCUCAGCCAGCAGGUUUAUACGAUACAUGGUUCGUCACAGAAUGUUUGUGUAUGUCUAUGACCUGAUUAUUCUGGUCAACGCUGUGUUUAUUGGUCUGGAUGAGGAGAACCCUGUGGUGUCAAAUGCUGAGUGGGGUUUUCUGGCACUUUAUAUGCUGGAGAUCAUUCUUAAACUUUAUGCCACAGAGCCUCGUAUGUUUUUCGCUCGACAUCAGUUUUGGAACUGGUUUGACACCAUCAUUGUUGUGUCUGCACUUUUUGGCACAAUCAUUAACUCCGCACUCAAGCACUCUGGAGGUUAUACGAGUCGUCAGAUCUUGGACAUAGUUUUCAUUUUGAGAGUCUUGCGACUCAUACGCUUAGUGGAUUCCAUUAAAAGAUUCCGAGCCAUCAUCAACACACUUAUUAAAAUUGGACCGACUAUCCUUACAUUUGGCCAACUCAUAUUGGUGGUGUACUACGUAUUCGCCAUGGUUGGAAUGGAAAUAUUUAAAGGCAAAAUACAGUACUUUGAACCUAACUCUACAAGGCCUGACCAAGAGUACUGCGGAAAUCCUCUACUAAAAGGCACCACAUUUGCAAAACUCAACUACUGCAAGAACAACUUUAACAAUGUUGUUUCUUCCUUCAUUGUUCUGCUAGAGCUCACUGUUGUUAAUCAGUGGCAUGUUGUGACCAGCGGUUUCACAGCAGUCACACAUGUUUCAGCCAGGCUAUUUUUCGUCGUCUUUCAUAUUGCGGUCGUCAUUAUCAUAAUCAAUAUUUUUGUUGCUUUUAUCCUGGAGGCCUUCUUAGUGGAGUACACGGUUGAUAAAAGUGAACUGCAGACUUCUCUUGAAAAGAAAAUUGAGGAGCUGGAACUCAAUGUUCAACAGGAUGGUGUGGACAACGGUCUUGUAGAUGCAAUGGAAAGCAGUGACAAUGACUUGGGUCCUAAUGAAUCUGGCAAACAGAAGCCCUCCCUUAUGUUCAAGAUUGCUUCAAGAAGAUCCAGAACUGUGGAUGGACUCUUGCAGAGAAUGUUUGAAACUGAUCUACGCCCUGAGGACUUCAACGAAGAGGAGGAACCAGAAAACAUAAACUUCUCAAACCCUGUUUUUGACUCUAUAUAAC
This is a messenger RNA of Misgurnus anguillicaudatus (oriental weatherfish), 2478 nucleotides long. RefSeq names its product two pore segment channel 3 (gene tpcn3). Lineage: Eukaryota; Metazoa; Chordata; Actinopteri; Cypriniformes; Cobitidae. Gene Ontology annotation, cellular component: membrane. The record is from RefSeq and is a predicted model, not a curated record. Gene Ontology annotation, molecular function: monoatomic ion channel activity. Gene Ontology annotation, biological process: monoatomic ion transport; transmembrane transport.